AUGCCUCGGGCUUCAAACAGCGCCACCUCGCUUCCUGGAACGGGCGGUCAUUCGCCAGGGUCCGAAGGUCCAUUGCCAUCAGCAACCGAAAGCGCAUACGAUACAAUGACAGAUGCAGAGCGAGUAUACCGGUCAAGAAUGUACAGAGCCACACGCCCCUUCACUGCGGGUGAUGACACGAGCACGAGGGCCUCUGAACAUACCGAGAUGCUUCGACCAGAGCAUUCUGAUAUCUUUGGAGAUCUAAGGGACAUCAAUGCCGAUGACCCCCUUGCUGGUUCCUGGAACGUUGAUCCAUACGACAGUGAUCCAGAAAUGACAGUACACUACGUGGAGUCCUACUUCACAUCAGUCAAUGAACUUUAUCACAUAUUUCCACAUGCUCGUUUUGUCUUAUGGCUGAAGUCUUGUCAUACUAAGUCGGCUGAAGACAAGAUGUUGCUAUAUUCGAUGAUGGCAUUGGGGUCCAUCUUCUCCGACCGGCCUGACAGACUCGGAGCACUGCGACGAUAUUCCAGAAUUGCACGGUUUGCUAUUCAAAAGAGUCAACAUGCGCUGUCUUUGCAGCUUGUUCAAAGCCACUUAAUUAUGAGCCUUCUCUACUACGCCACGGGAUCAUUGGUAGGAUGUUGGGAUUCGAUCGGCGCAGCUGGACGAGCAGCCAGUGGCCUGCGAUACAACGUGGAGUCCGGAGGCGUUAUCGUGGAACAAAACCAAGUCUGUGACUAUGGACUUCAUCCACAGGCUUUGAUUGAAUGUCGCCGUCGGACGUACUGGGUUGCGUUCAUUUUCGAUCGAAUUUCAAGUUUCUUUUCCGCAACUUCCACCUUCAUCUCGUCCGAAGCAGCUUUGAUCCGACUUCCUUGUCGCGAAGAAAUAUACGAGGCGCAGCAAUACGCAACCGCGCCAUACUUCCAAACCGUUCUUAACCAGGCCACCGUCACAGAUGAUGAUCUAUCGGCUCUCAGCCCCAUGGCUUUCUUAAUCCAGAUUAUGUCAAUUUGGGGAGACGUUUCUUUGAAUGUGUUCCGCUUGGCACACGCUCCAUCAGAGGGUUAUGCCCAGCUUGCGGAGGAAUUCCACGAGAUAAUCACCCACCGCGCCGAAGACUGGGUAAAAAGACUUCCUGAGCACCUAGUUUUCUCCGCUGUCAACCUCGAACGAGCCGCUCAAGUAAAGAAAGCGGACGCCUUCCUUUCAAUCCAUUUGUUCUACCACGCCACUUUGAUGAAGCUGUACAGACACGCCCGAUAUUCGAGCCUGAGAUCUGAGAUACUGGUCCAGUAUAUCCACCGAGCUCGAUUCCACGCAGUUGAAGCCCUGAGGAUUGCCAUAGCAGUCAUGCCAUACACCAACCCUGACACACCCGGGCUUAAUGUGACGCUUCUCAGCCCACCAAUGGGCUAUUUGGUUCUAUCUGCCGUGGAUGUGCUCAGUGCAGCUGGCUUAGUGGCAGAGCUACCAGACUGUAUUCCAUUGAUCAGAGGGGCUCUCAGCGUAGUGCAGCUCUUGUGCCGUCAUUGGGACAGUUCUUUGGAUUUGGCCAAUUCCAUACAAAGGCGUUUGGCAAUAAUGAUUGAUUGCUUUAAUGACAGAGCCCGAUCUCCAGACAAGAUUGUGUUUGCAGUGGAUGGGUCAUCGUUAGAAAUCAAGGCCCGCACCGGUGCGCCUUCAUCUCAACCACUCGGUGGUCUUGAUGAGGACUUAUUCUACGGAUCAAUGCCAAGAGAGAUGCUCCUCCAUGCUAUGCGGGUUGACGAUAUUCCUAUCUCAGAGAACAGCAUCUUCUGGCUCAAAGACCGCUAA
This is a messenger RNA of Penicillium pulvis, 1806 nucleotides long. Its product is annotated as fungal specific transcription factor domain-containing protein. The record is from RefSeq and is a predicted model, not a curated record. Lineage: Eukaryota; Fungi; Ascomycota; Eurotiomycetes; Eurotiales; Aspergillaceae. Bases 1 to 1806 code for a protein of 601 amino acids. Gene Ontology annotation, cellular component: nucleus. Gene Ontology annotation, molecular function: zinc ion binding; DNA binding. Gene Ontology annotation, biological process: DNA-templated transcription. The transcript is spliced from 2 exons.